Tripterygium wilfordii is the source of this 802-nucleotide messenger RNA. RefSeq lists its product as uncharacterized. The transcript is spliced from 3 exons. The record is from RefSeq and is a predicted model, not a curated record. NCBI's taxonomy places the organism in Eukaryota, Viridiplantae, Streptophyta, Magnoliopsida, Celastrales, Celastraceae. The coding region runs from base 66 to 620 and encodes 184 amino acids.
UACACUGAAAAAUCUCAGAGAAACAGGGGAGUGCAUUGGAGUGCUUCUACAAGAAUCAAACCAACAUGUCCAUGGCAUCAUCUCAGCAAACCUUUCUAACCAACGCCCUCACUACUCAUACCCACAAACCCAAAUCAAGAAUUCCUUGUUCUGUCUCCUUUAUCAAAUGCAGACACUCACCUGAUGACCACCAAGACUCUUGCAGGAAGAAUGAGAAUCAGUUGGCAAAACUAGCUAUAGUGACACUAGCUGCUGGAGUGUUGACUCUGGGUUCAGUUGGUGGUGCAUCUGCUGCUAAGUCUGGUGGUAGAGUUGGUGGGCAGGCCUUCCGUCCAUCAGGUCCUAGACCAUCACCCAGAAUUAAUAAUAAUUCCAGGACCAACAUAUAUGUCAACCCACCGGUGGCUCCUCCUUUAGUUGGUGGUUACGGGUAUGGUUACGGUGUACCAUUUUAUGGUGGAUGGGGAUGGUCACCAUUUUCAUUCUUUGCACCAGGUCCCAGCGUCGCAGUAGGUAUCGGAGGUGGAUUUGACGUCUUUUUUCUGUUUAUUUUGCUCGGCGCCUUUGCUGCCGUUGUGAGGAGAUUCACAGAAUCAAGAGAUGAUGAAGACGAAUACUAGAAUCAUACCCACCUUCAAUACUCAAAUGUAAAGUGAAGUUACAUAUAUGCAAUUCUGAGAAAAUCACCUACUCAGUGUUUGUAUCGUGUACUGUAACUGUGUAAUCACUCGAACCUUAAUGAUCACAUUAUUGUAAUUGUGUAUUAAGAAGUAUUUUCGAAGUGGGUUUGUUGGGCAUGGAA